AUGCGCUGUCUAUGCUGUUCAUACAUCGUCCUGUUGCUCCAUGCCGGCGCAUUGCGACCGCAAAACGAUGACAGGAGAGAGGCGACAGAGGCGGACCCAGAUCAAGAGGGCGAGUUUGUGGAUCCAGUCGAUUUAGAUAGCCCUGUCACUCCCAAGCUGCCUCCAUUCCAAGUGCAGCUGACGGUGAAUGAUGAAAGUGCAGCUCUCAAAAAAGAGGACGGGUCUAUUCUUGGCGAUUUGAUCUACAUGUUCAUGCCCCAGAGCGACGGCUUGGACACCCUUGCCUCGGCAAUAGUAAAAGACCUCCCACCGCUGCUGGAGAAGGAAGGUUUGAGAUGCAUUCUGGCCAAAGACGGAUCAGAAGGACAUGACAUUCGGCUCAUGGUCGAAAUAACAGGCUACAAGCUCAAGGACGUUCUGGCCAGCAAGACCAGUGAGGAAUUCAAUUCUACACUCUCGGAGUUGCCAUUAUUGUUCCCACCUCUGGGAGCUCAAAAGGAGUAUGAUGCCGUACACCAGAAAGUGAAGGAUUUCUUGAAGAUCAAGUGGAUGCGGAAGAUACCGGAGAUCUUCAACACACAGCUCUUGACGAUGGGGGUAGAUGCGGACACCUCCGUUGUGCCUCCUCCCCCUGAUUUGCCGAAGCCGGACAAGCUUCCUGCGCCGGAAGGCCUCAAACUCUUUCUCAGGGUGGAGCUGGAAAGCAGGCUGGCCAUGGCGAAAACUGUGGACCCGAGCCUGGGAGAGGAGGCUGUGAAGAACAUGAGCCAAGAUGACUACAUCCGUCUCAUCCGACCCAAGCUGAAGGAACACAUAGCCAACGCUGUGCGUGAAAAGCUCGGGGACUCGUUCCCCUUUGACGGUGAACCCCAGAGUGACACGGAUUUUGGACAUCACUCGAAGCACAGCUUCUGGCUCCCGCUGAGCGUCCGCAAUGUGGAUGAGGAGAAGGCCCUGAAGAAGAUCAAAGGAGAGGAGCUCGCAGGUAACUUUUCACAGUUCCUUGCCUCGCUGAACAAGCUGGCGACAGGUGGAGUGGGCGGCCUGGCCGCUGUGGCCACCGAUCUCCGGGCCACGGUGCGACACUCUCAGCUGAAAGAGUUGCACACAGAUCUCGCACGCCGUGUUGCCGAACUUCUUCACGCAGAAGUUCAGGCCGUCAGCAGCUCCGCCUACGAAUGGCUCCAGAAACAUGCUUCCGGUGGCAUCUGUUGCCGAAGCGAGAAGACAAGCUCCGGGGGAAAAACCACAGAUGAGGUGUUCUGGGUGGCUUCGAACGUCACUGCAGGGCCCAAUGGCCCAUCUGGCCUUUGCCCCGCCAUCUCGGCGGCGAAACCGCCGUGUGCGGCUUCCCAGGAGGCUCAUGAGAAGAUCGUGCUGCACCAUCGACCGUACACUGAGUGCUAUAACUUUGCCGAGCUCAACAGCUCGCACGAGGUCCCGGCUCUCAAAGCUGAGAAGAUCGAGUCCAGCUGUCAAUCCUGA
Molecule: messenger RNA, 1485 nt
Organism: Symbiodinium sp. CCMP2592
Lineage: Eukaryota; Dinophyceae; Suessiales; Symbiodiniaceae
Source: the annotation of a GenBank genome assembly